AUGGCAAAUUCACAUAAAAAUGAGAAACAUGAAAAGGCUAAAAAAUGCUUAUAUAAUAAAAAUGGCAUUAUUAUUGGAAAAACUUAUCAUAAAAAAAAAAGUGUGUAUAAAUCAAAAAAUAAUCAAGAUAACAAAUUAAAGCAAGAUAAAGAAAUAGAAUUAUAUAAAAAUUUUGAAGAGUAUGAGGUGCUAGAGCAAUAUAGUAAGUCAAAAUUAAUAAAUAAAGAAGAAACUAAUAAUAGCAAUGUAAUAAAAAAAAAUAUUCAAAAAGAAAAUUAUAAAUUAGUUCAAUAUAUUGAAGAUAUCGAAA
This is a messenger RNA of Cetraspora pellucida, 310 nucleotides long. Lineage: Eukaryota; Fungi; Glomeromycota; Glomeromycetes; Diversisporales; Gigasporaceae. The record is from the annotation of a GenBank genome assembly.